CAUCUUUUUGUAUUUUCAUUUUCUGGGUCGUGUCAAUUCUCUGCCAAAGCGAAGCUAAAAGUCUACUCUUUCACACCUUUCAAUCCCAUAAACAACACAACGGAAAAAUCAAAGAAUCUGGGGUUUAACCAACACCAUUUUUUCCCAACUCAACUCAAGGUCCGUUUGUUCCACACUUUUUUCUUUUAUUUUAUUUUCUGCCUUUUUUAAUCUUCAUUCACCAGCUUGAAUUUUCUGCUGAAGUUUGAUUGAUUUCAUCUCGAUGUUUUUAGUUGAUUUGCAAAAAUGAAGCUCUUUUUUCCAAUCUCCGCUUAAAUCACUUGGUUUCGGCAUUUUUAUUUUCAGUUUCUACCUUUGUUGAAAUGGAAUCAGUGUGUUUUGUAUAAUUGUAGCACCUUCUGUUUUUAUGUCAUGUUUUGCUUGAAGUUGGUUUUGGGAAUUAGGGUUUUGAAUUAUUUGAUCUUAAUCUGUCACUUGUUUUAGUGGGGUUGUGGUGAUGGAUGAGGUUGAAAAGGCAAAUACUGCAGCUGUAGAGAGCUGCCAUAGAGUGAUUAGCAUCUUAAACCAUGCUCAAGAUCAAAAUUUGAGUAGAAAUUUAGUGCAACAAACAGGGGAGGCUGUGCAGCGUUUCAAGAAAGUAGUCUCUCUCCUCAAUUCAAGCUGCGGUCAUGCUAGAGUCAGAAAGAGCAACAAAUUCCAGCCUCAUUUCCCUCCAACCAUAUUCCUUGAAACCCCCAUUUCCCAGAAUGAUGAUCAGCAGCACCCUAAACCCCUUCAUAUGCUUCAGAUCAAUCCCAAUUCACGCCAAGAAUCUGUAUCCGUAGCCAAAAAUUCUCUCACAUUGGGAAACCCUUCUUUGGAAUUGAGCUCCCAUGGAAAGAAUCUCCGCCUCUCGCAGCAAACACCGCUGCCCAAUUACCAUUUCUUGCAGCAGCAGCAGAGGUUUCAGCAGUUGAAGCAGCAGCAGCAGGCUGAGCUUAUGUAUAGGCGUAGCAAUAGCGGCAUUAGCCUUAACUUUGAUAGCUCCUCGUGCACCCCUACAAUGUCCUCAACUAGGUCUUUCAUCUCCUCAUUGAGUAUGGAUGGUAGCGUGGCAAACAUGGAUGGGAGUGCCUUCCGUUUGAUUGGUGCAGCGCGGUCUGCUGAUCAGGCUUCGUUUCAUCAGAAGAGGAGGUGUUCUGGGAGGGGAGAGGAUGGAAGUGUUAAAUGUGGAGGCAGUGGCAGAUGUCAUUGCUCUAAGAAGAGGAAGCAUAGAGUGAAAAGGUCAAUCAAAGUGCCUGCUAUAAGCAACAAGAUUGCUGAUAUUCCCCCUGAUGAGUACUCGUGGAGGAAGUAUGGCCAGAAACCAAUCAAAGGCUCUCCUCACCCCCGGGGAUACUACAAAUGCAGUAGCAUGAGAGGGUGCCCGGCUAGGAAACAUGUGGAGCGAUGCUUGGAAGAUCCUGCGAUGCUCAUAGUCACUUAUGAAGGCGAACACAAUCACCCAAGGCUGCCUUCACAGUCGGCCAACGCAUGAUUUGCAGGGGAUAUUGUUGUUGUUCAGAAAUCAUCUUCUAAAUUAGACUUGAUUGGUUCUGUACAUAAGCUGCUUGAGCUGAGGCAGGGGCAAGCUGGGCGUCGCUGUUUUCUUCAAGGCUUCUAGUUCUAGACGUUGGUAAGACAUGAACUCGAUCAAGAUUUGGUUGUAAGAAAAAAGUUAUUCCAAUCAAUCUUUAACUGACUGUUUUCAUGUUUUGUUUUUUGAGAAGUUGGUGGAUUUCUAUGGUACUGAUUUUUUAGCUUUA
Messenger RNA from Salvia hispanica, 1784 nucleotides. RefSeq names its product WRKY DNA-binding protein 21 (gene WRKY21). Gene Ontology annotation, biological process: regulation of DNA-templated transcription. The record is from RefSeq and is a predicted model, not a curated record. Gene Ontology annotation, molecular function: DNA-binding transcription factor activity; sequence-specific DNA binding. NCBI's taxonomy places the organism in Eukaryota, Viridiplantae, Streptophyta, Magnoliopsida, Lamiales, Lamiaceae.